GCCGGAAUUCGAAAUUCUUUCACUUGCUCCUCACGACUUCACGACUUCACAUGACAAAGGAUUUCACCUCUCGCCACACGAGUCUGGUAGUAACAAGGCACAACCGAAUUCAAAAAUAUAACUUCCUAUCAUACAAUCUUACACCAGAAUCUUCUCAUAAUGUCGGCUUCACUUGCACCUGAAUGCAAUGAAGUCAAGGAACGAUAUGAUUCGUGCUUCUUGAAAUGGUACAGCGAAAAAUACCUUCGAGGUAAAGGUACUACUGACGAGUGUGAAUCUUUAUUUAAAGAUUACCGGAAAUGCUUAACAGGUGCUUUGAAAGAGCGUGGCAUUGACAAAAUGCUGGAAGAAGCACGAGAGGAUCACAAGGAACAUGAUGCCGUGAAUCUGCGACGGCCUUGUGAGUCAAUCGCAUUCUUUUCCCGGGGAGAGGGUAUGAUAGCUAAUUGUUGA
Messenger RNA from Botrytis deweyae, 453 nucleotides. RefSeq lists its product as uncharacterized. The record is from RefSeq and is a predicted model, not a curated record. Bases 160 to 453 code for a protein of 97 amino acids. The transcript is spliced from 4 exons. NCBI's taxonomy places the organism in Eukaryota, Fungi, Ascomycota, Leotiomycetes, Helotiales, Sclerotiniaceae.